Molecule: messenger RNA, 1581 nt
Organism: Zymoseptoria tritici IPO323
Lineage: Eukaryota; Fungi; Ascomycota; Dothideomycetes; Mycosphaerellales; Mycosphaerellaceae
Exons: 1
Coding region: 1-1581 (526 amino acids)
Molecular function (GO): zinc ion binding
Source: RefSeq, a predicted model, not a curated record
AUGACUACAGCAACCCCCCGCACGCCAUGGCUUUGCCAGAUCUGCUUCGACAUGCAAGACUCCACGCCAGUUGAAGUGGCCGACGACCACAUUUGCGAAGACUGUUUCGAGAGCGGGAUGAAGACUCAGUUCCAAGACGCCUUGGCCAACCAAGCUAAUUACCCCGUCAAAUGGGGAGGCACUCCACUCGACAUCGAAGAUUACCAGCGUUUCUUCGCCCCUGAGUUCAUGAGACAGUACGCCACAAAGGUCAAGGAAUACGCGGUCCCAAUCAAGUUGCGAAUCUACUGCACGCAGCAGAUCGUUGCCGUUCCUGAGGAGAACGAUGCUCACCCGACCGAAGAGACCUGCGGCACUUUCCUCGGCAGUACACUCGACCAUGCCAAUGAGCAGAAAGUCAAGUGUUCCAAGUGUCACGCCGAUACAGAGAUCAUCAUUUCCAUGAAUGACGCCGACCAGGCUCUCCUCGAAGGACAGAUUAUCGGCAAGGACUAUCAGCUGUGUCCCGGCGACAACUGCGGGGCCAGGAUAUUUCUUGCAGAAGGCUGCAACGAGGUCGUAUGCGAGCUUUGCGGUACGACUCUGUGCUACAUCUGCGGCGCGGUGCCGGAGCGCGGACACUGGAGCGUUGGAAGUUGCCCUCGUUUUGGCCAGAAAGACUCUGCCAGGGCGAUCUUCGACGACGUGGAUAAUGCCGAAGAUGAUGAAGAUGAGGGAGUUGAAGAGGCCUUUCCCCCUAUAGCACGCAUGCGCGGUGCUCACAGCUUCGACUUACAUCCUAUUGUCGAGGAAGGGAUCUUUUCCACGGCUGUCGGCCGCCUUCUCAUCGCGGACAGGGAACGACUGCGCACCAUUCUCCGUCCAACACACGACGGCCAAGCCACCGCGUCGCCGAAUGUAGUGAGAAUGGUACAAGCUCUGCGAGAAUCACUGGACAUGUACAUUGCUCACUUGGUACCCGCCGGCACACUUCACGGGCUGCUAGACGCUCCUACUGGUCCGAACCAGACGUGGCAAGACUCUUGGUUCUUCACCGAUCAACACAACGAGAUCAGACGACUCGCAAUCGAGAUUGACGUUGAAGGCUUCCGCCCGUAUCCCGGACUUGCUAAUCUCGCCCUCACUCACCACGCUGCGUGGUCCGGCGGACAUCAGAUCGAAGAACGUGCUAUGGAACUGUUCCGAAUUGAGUCGGCCUCGAUCGAACAGUCAGUGGAGAACCGUCUGAUGAGGGCGGAUCUUCGUCUCCUGCACGCUGUCCACCGUCGAUGGCAUGAUUCGCCCAUGGGAGGCAUGGCUAUGGAAGCAGCUCACCAGCUGAACCUCUGGCUUCUGACCGAAAUCGAUGUCUACGUCGAUCACCUCCACGAGCAGGACAUCUUGCUUGGGCGACCUCCGCUCUGGGCUCGCCGUGAGCAGAGCAACAGCCGCGCUCAGAUUCAUCACGAGUUCCUUCUGAUGAGCCAGUCUCCCGCUGUCGUUGCUGCCUUUCCAGAGUUGUCGGCCAUCGUCGCCUCGUAUGAGUUGGCUUGGACUGGAUCAUACGAGGAGCUGCGACAGCUGCACCCGCGGAAUUUGUGA